UUGAAACCGGUUCUUCUAUGCGCAUUAGUUCACCAUGGAACCAAUUCUGGGACUAUUUGCUAGUCGCAGUUAAUACCAUGACUUUCCGUCUGUUUGUGCUGUAGCACGUUACGAAUGCAAAAUCGAAGGCGUUUGUUCAUAGCUAAUGUGGACAGGUAUGAUGAAUACUAUAUUGGAAAGUUACUUUCCGAAACUCUGACUGGUAGUUCCGUCAAGCAAGAGGAAAAUGAAGCUCUUGAAGAAAGCGAGUCGUUGGCUGAAGGUGCAAAGCAGGGUGAAACAUACGAGAUUUUUGGAACCCUGAGCAAAUCAGAAGCAGUGCCACCAUCUUUUGUCAACGAAGUAUUUCCCAGUGGCCGACGUAAAGAGUUGUACGAAGCUGUUGUGAACUGUGACUUCAUUUUGUACAACAUCAAAGAUGAUCCCGAGAUGGUUGAUGAGGCCCUUUGGAUGGUGGAAAAAAUACAUGAAAAUAUUGCACAACUGCAAACGCAGAAGCUCUUCAUUUUACUUUCAAGCGUCUUGACGUGGGCAAAAAGCGCAUUUCCUGAUGAGAAUGACCCAGAAUUACCGUUUGCCGACGAAGACUACCGAAAGCGAAAGCCUCACCACAACUUUAGAGACCACAUUCAAGUUGAAAAGUCUACGAUUCACUAUGGAAAAACGGAUAAGUUAAAACUGCUCACCUACGUCGUAGCGAGUGGGGCAACCUAUGGAGAAAAACAAAAUGUUUUCCACUACUUUUUUAAAAACGCGUGGAAUAACGACCAGUUCCUCCAUGUACUUGAGGAUGGCCAAAACAUUCUGCCAACGAUCCACGUCAACGACCUCGCUAAAAUCAUUCAAACGGUGAUUGAACUGCGGCCGACUAAACAUUACAUCAUUGCAAAGGAUGAUUCGCAAAAUACGCUGUACGAAAUCGUAAAAGGCGGCUACACGCCUCCUGCGGGCUACUCUGGUGAAUCAAAUCACUUGCGACAUACCUAUUAA
Molecule: messenger RNA, 990 nt
Organism: Dicrocoelium dendriticum
Lineage: Eukaryota; Metazoa; Platyhelminthes; Trematoda; Plagiorchiida; Dicrocoeliidae
Source: the annotation of a GenBank genome assembly